Molecule: messenger RNA, 2135 nt
Organism: Cuscuta epithymum
Lineage: Eukaryota; Viridiplantae; Streptophyta; Magnoliopsida; Solanales; Convolvulaceae
Source: the annotation of a GenBank genome assembly
CUGUUCUCCUUCUUUCCUACGCGACCCAAACCGACCCCCUUCCCCUCGAUUCCUCUUCCUCGAAGACGCCACGAGCCAACGACGAACCCGCUCACCACCGCUCACCACCACUCACCACCGCAGCACCGGCGACCGCCACUACUCCGACCGAGCCCCUUCCUCUCCCCUCUCUCUUCAAUCCAGAUGGCUCGCACAAAGAACUCCACACGCGCUUCUCACACCGCAGUUGCUAGCUCUAGCCGCUCACAGGGCACACGAGGCGGCCGCUACCAGCCCCAGUUUGACACAGAAAAGGAGAUGCUGACAUACCUAGAGCUGAUGAAGAAGAAGGUGGGUACGAUGUACCACCCAGAUGAGCCCACACUGAUGGCAGCGGAGCCCACACUGAGGGAUGAGGUGAUGCACUUGAUCAGGAGAGGUUGGUGGCAGCAUUUAUUUUUCGGCAUCCAAGAGCCGACUUUCAAGGAAGUCACGUGUGAGGUGUUAGCCACAAUUGAGCUCCCAAAGCUCAUACCGGAGAGGGACUAUCAAAAAAGGGGAAUAAGGUUCCAAGCCUUUGAAGACAAGCUGGAUACUUCGCUUAGUCAGAUUGAGCGCUUUUUGGGUUUUGAUGAUGUUGAGGUAGGACAACGAGACGAGAUUGGCCUUUGUGACUUCCCCCCGCAUGUGAACAGACAGGCCUUUUGGGAAUCGAUUAGUAGAGGGGGCAAGACUUACAAGCCCCGAGAGACCCCAGCCACACUUCUUUAUCCCCGGAAGUUCCGAGUUAUCCACGCACUACUUGCUUCUACAGUGACCGGGAGGGCCGAGGUUGGGGCCAAGGUUUCUACCACUGACUUAUUAUGCCUCUACUGCAUGGUUCAUGACAGGAAGCCCUGCAUGGGCUCUAUCAUUGCUAGCCUCUUCCAUCGCCAAUCCACAAACCACAUUCAGGCCCUAUAUUCCGGUCCAUACAUUACACGUCUUCUGCGAGGGAUGGACUAUGGAGAUCAGUUCCGAAACAUGGAGGUUUCUUCUAGUUUUCUUCCGCUCACCAUACUUCCGUCCAUGAAUACCGGACUUGGGGCUAGACUUCAGCGGGAGGCUGACCGCGCAGCAGCAGCAGGAGGAGGACAGCAGGUAGAUGAUGAUGCUGAUGAUGAUGACCAUGAUGACGAUGAUGAUGAUGUGGAGAUGGAGGCAGCUGCUCACGAGACCCCAUACGAUGCACCCCCCUAUGGCACAGCUUUUCCUGAUUCUUGGGCGGGGAUGCAUGCGCAUCAGGAUGCCGUGUAUCGGCAGUUGUCCGCUGAGCAGCAUGAGAGAUUUGAUCAGAUGCGCUUCGAGCAGCAGGACUUCUACAGAGAGAUGAGGGAGGACCAGGCACUUCAUUACACACAGCUCCAGUCUCAGUACACUCAGAUUGAUGAGAGACUCACUUCUAUGGAGACUAGCUGGAGCUCGUUCUUUGAUGCAUAUCCACCGCCACCCCCUCCCGAGUAUUAGAUUUCAUUAGACUGUCUGCCGCUAGCAUUUGUAUCAUGAUAUUGUUGGAUGACUGUACCGUAAACACUAUCACACUCACACUCUCACUACUGCACUUAACUCUUUAUAUUUUGCUAUGCUUUGUGUUCAUGAUGUGUUGCAGCUUAAAUGACUGAUGUGCCGUGCGAAUCAAGACCCAGUUUUGUUCCUGACCGACCAACGCGACAGGGGAGUUUCCAUGAUUCUUUGAACUCGAUGCGUAAUGUUAACUUGAGUUAUUUUUUUGAGCACGCGUGACCCUUUCCUCUUUACCCCUAGUACAUAAUGCAUUUUUGGUCAUCGAGGGCGAUGCCAAAGUUUAAGUGUGGGGGAGUGAAUUGGGCAUUCGGGCAGUAGUUGUCACAUGUGAUUUGUUAGAGCUAGCAUGCGCAGGUGUUGGUUGUAUAUUCAUAGGAAAUUCAUGCAAAAUUUUUGAAAACUUUUCUUUAAACUGUGUCUUUGUGGGCUGGCUAGCGUUUUGACUAUGUUUUUAGAACAUCUUUGAAGUGUUUAGGCUUAAAUUGCUUGCACUAUAAUCUAGUUGUUGAAAGGAUGAAGGCAUUAGUCACCCAUUGAAUUAAUCCAUUAAUCAUCCACCCCACCUGAAAAAUCCUUUAGGAGAAGCCAUUUUG